Molecule: messenger RNA, 7336 nt
Organism: Monomorium pharaonis (pharaoh ant)
Lineage: Eukaryota; Metazoa; Arthropoda; Insecta; Hymenoptera; Formicidae
Gene: nanos
Product: nanos homolog 2
Exons: 4
Coding region: 3912-4412 (166 amino acids)
Biological process (GO): oogenesis; negative regulation of translation
Cellular component (GO): perinuclear region of cytoplasm
Molecular function (GO): zinc ion binding; mRNA binding
Source: RefSeq, a predicted model, not a curated record
AAUAAUAAACAAAUACAUUAUUAUAUGUAAUAUAUAACAAUUAUAAUAACUUAUAAUAUCUAGGACAUUUACAAAUUUAAUUUCUAAAUCUAUCGAAAUCUAUCAAAUUUUGUUUUCUUUUAAUACAAACUGCGGCGAACUUUCAUUCAAGUACAAAACGCAACUCAAAUCUAAGAUGUAGCGUGUCGUCAAGCACGCGUUAUGCCAAAUUAUGUGCUCAAAGACCGAUGACCAUUCAUUUGGAGACUCUUGUAUCAUAACCACGCGAUCGUUUUUUUUUUUUUCGUGAAAGGGGCGAAAGAGAGAGUGCGAGUCAGCGUGGAUGCGUGACCGCGCGAUCACAUUGUACGAGAAGACAGGACAAGACUAUUAAGCCUAUUGGCAAACGACGCGCCGUGUGGAUCGCGUCGUACCAUGAGACUAAAAAAAUCGAUAUCAUAAUUAUGUGUCGUUUGAUAUAAACGAGUAACGAGUAAAUAGUAUGUAUCAUCGUUUUAUACACAACCUAAUUAAAUAUCUCUACGUACACUAUGUACAUUCCUAGUAUACACGCUCUUCACUGUCAUACACGUUGCAUUACACGCGCAUAAAGGAGAAGAAAACGCAUGGACCUAUUAUAUACAUAUAUAAAUAUACAUAUAAAUAUAUAUAUUUAUAAUAAUUAUUAUAGCUAUUCCAAAAACGGACCACCACGACAUCGACGUUUACGGUUGAUCAUUAAAUUAAUGCAAGAAAAAUUCAUCGACGACACUCACGCGCGUAUUAAUCGCCAUCAUUAUCAUCAUCAUCAUCAUCAUCAUCAUUAUCAUUAUCAUUAUCAUCAGCCUCAUCAUCGGUGAUAACGUCACAUCAAAGCAUUCGCGUAUUUCGCGUUGGACAACAUGCCCGGUUACGGAGUGUCUCAUGUAUAACACGUACGAACAGUCAAACCUGUCGACCUGCCUGCAAUGUAAAAAAAAAAGAAAGAAAUAAAUGUUUCUAACAAACACGUGCACACACACUUGAGCGCAAUAGAGAAAGAGAGAGACAGAGAGAUAGAGAGAGAGAACAAAAUAUAUGAAUAUAGUUUUACAAAAGGGCUUCGCCGUGGCCGCCUCCUUUAGUUUUAUACUUGAGACACGGAAAAAGGCUGAAGAGCGAAUCAGCCGACGAUACUUCGAACAACCUUGAUCCUAUGUAAAGUUACAUUCUUUCACCGAUGAACGCGAUCAUUGUAUACAUACAUACGUACGUACGUACAGGUACGUACAUGGGACACAUGAGUCGCGCACUCACAUACAAACACACACAUACACACAUUCGCAGAGACGAAUAACAUAACACGCGUUUUCUCGAACUCAUUUAUCUCUCAAGACUUUGUACCAAUUCUCUCUUCACACUUAGUCCGACAUUUCGAAACUGGAGAGCGUGAUAGCGGAUACACACGAGAGAGUGAGCACCGAUGUCGCGCUCCUAAAACGUGAAAUGUCAGUCUCUUAGCCAAAGCUAGAAUUUGCGUUUUUUUUUAAUCUCUUAGUAUCUUCUCUUCCCUAUCCCUCCCGUCCACCCUUAUUCCUCCCUUGUUCCCCCGUCCUCCCACACGACGUAUAUAUUUGACACGUUAUCAUGAUUGCUAUUAAUUUUAAUUAUAAUUUCUCUGAGGAUAGAUAGAGAGAUAUAUAUACCUUUAAUAAACGUGUAAUUUUAGGCUUAGAAGAACAAUAUACCUAGUGGAUAGAGAAUGAAGUAUACAUACAUAAAAGUGAAGUAUAUAUAUAUACAUAUAUAUAUACACAUAUAUAUAUUUAUAUUUAUAUAUAUAUACAUAUUGAUAAAGUAAUUAUUGAGGUCGCAAAUUUAUAGAAGUUGGGGUCGAGCGCAUACAAUGCCGUAAGAACGACAACCGGUAUAUUUACCGUUUAAGAAUUAUUAAGGCUCGGGUAUAGACGGCGAAAUAUACACACGUACAUACACAUAUAGGCAGCUCCGAUUGGCUCUGACCGCCAAGUCCGGGGGCUGCGCUCUUCGCGGAGAAUAUUCAUUGAUUGAACAAAAGAUGAAGAUCAGUAAGUGUAAAUGUUUGUAAACAAAUUAUGAAAUUAUUUGUUCAGUGCCUACAUAUUUACACAGUAAUAAUAAAGAUGAAGAUUAGUGAAAUUACCAGAUUUCUUUUCUUGGAUCCCCGCCUCGCCAAUUUUCAACACGACUUACCUAGAAAGAAAAGAAAUAUCGUAUUAGUAAGUGGCAAUGUUUUAAAUAAAUAACAAUAAAGUAUUUAAAGACAAUAAUUUAUUGAUAUAGAGGUAUGUAUAUUUAAAAAUUUUUUUAACGCUUUUUGUGGAAUCUUUUUAUAAAAAUUGAAACUUAAAGUAAUAGAAAAUCCUUAUCAGACUUUGAUAAAAUUUAUAAUUUUUAUAUAAGCUUUUAAAACUCUUUAUAAACUCUACACCAGACUUCUAAAUUAAAUAUAAAUAUUUUUUAAAAUUAAAAUGUAUAAUUAUAAUUAUUUCAUAAAAAUAAAAUGUAUGUGUGUGUGAAUCGUCAGAUUUUAUAUUUUCUUUAAAUGAGCAUCGUCAAACAAUAUUAUUUAAUGUGUACUAACAUUAUUUUAAAAAUAUUAGCAGUUUCGUUUUAAAGUGAUCUUUGUAUGCUGUCAUAAUUUUUUAUUAGACGAGGGAGAUAAGAAAAAAAAGAUUCAAUUAAAACGAAAAUUCAUAAUUAAAGUCUGUUUUCUAUUCUUUUUCUCUUGUUUCCUAUUCCUCUACCCGCGUGAUAAGAAUGCACCAAAUAAAGUACUAGUCUACGAAAAUGCUAAAAAUCUUAAAUAAAAUCCAUAAUAUAACGCUAGCUAGAAAUUUUCUUUUCUCCUUUCGAUGUCAAAGUGCAAAAACCACAGUGUGCCCCUUAAAUGACUAUCCGCACAAUCGAUCUUGUUACGUAAAUAGAGAACGGUUGGUUUCUUUACACGUCGAUGAUCAUUACGGCAGACUAAUAAAUGAUAAAAUAGAUGGUACGCUGAAAGGUUUACGUUCAAACUAUUUUCGAAUUAACCCUUUUGUGCAAACCUAGGAUGUACGACACCCCCUCCCCAAAAAGCCUGGACUCAAUAAUAAUUUCCUCGAUCAUUAAUUUUUUAAUAAUUUCUUUGACUAUGUUAAAAUUAAAAUUCUUUGAAAACCUUUAAAUUAUCUUUUAAAAGUUUCAACAAAUACUCAGACAUUUUUUCGACUCCUAAUACGUCACAGUUUAAACGUAAUUAUGCGCAACGCAAAAGUAUGCUGGGGUGCCUCGCACCCCAUAGUGCAUCAACUUAAUUUUCAUAAAGUAUUGUACCCGAGGGUUAAAGGCGCGGAUAGGAUUAUUCGUCAUAGUACGUCGUUCGUGUUUCAUCGAACGCAUUUGCGUCGAAUAUCGAUCGAUGACGCGCCAAACCGGUUUCAACUUACCCUUUUUAAGAGGGGGAGGGCGAAAAAGGGACGUGCGACUUGUCGCAUCUUUUCCGGGAAACAUGCCGAAACGUAUCUCGUCGUCAAAGUCACCAAGGUCAUUGCGUAAACACGGCGACCGAAUGCCGGGCGGCUUUGUUUGAACUGGCGCGAUGCGCGGUGCCGCUUUGUCUGCCCCCCUUUUUUUUUUUGCAUGCGCCGCGAAAACGGCGAAAGACUUUUCCACAAAUGUCGCCGUCUGGCACGAGGGAGAGGAGAGGAGGAGGAGUCCAUCCCCUCUACGACACGUAAGAACCAAGAAGCAGAGAAUCUUUCUCGCCGACCAAUCACCUCACAAUCUUACGUUGUCUCAAGGCAGUGACGAACGGUAUCGGUUUCGGUCUCGUCAGUCUGACAGCAGUGCUCGAGGGCGACGUAUGACGACGUGGUGAUUGUGUUGCUCGCAGACGGAUCGUCAAAAAUUCGUUGCGGAUCAUCGUCGGUAAAAUGUGUGGCAUGUUGCCGAGGUUCCACUUGGAAAACGCUCUGUUUCCCCUCAACCCCAGCCUGAACGAUGAGAUCCAGCGGCUGUUCGAUCUCACCAUCAUCGCGAAGCAUCUGCCGACAGUUGAAGAGGUGAUGGAAGAGUUUCGACGCAACGGUCGAGAUUUCGAAUAUUGCCCAGACGUGGACACAGAGAUGUCAAAACAACCUGCAUCCCGACGGAAAAAAAACAAAAAGCCGUUGCCGACCGAAUGCGUGUUUUGCAGGAAUAACGGGGAAGAGGAAUCGUACUAUCGGCAGCACGUGCUGAAAUACGUCGACGGACGCGUUCAGUGCCCCGUUCUCAGGGCUUAUGUAUGCCCGAUUUGUGGUACAACUGGCGAUGACGCACACACAGUCAAGUAUUGUCCGAAGGGCCCGUAUAACCCUAAUAGCAUAAGCACAGCAAACGCCUUUAAACUCUUAAGGAACUCCACGGGCAAACGUCGUAGCAAGAAGGAGUAAGAAGUAAGCUGCCUUUCGAGCGCAUGUCGAUAUCAACUACUGACAGAGAUUAUCCUAGUCCAAGUGCCAACAAAUUAGACAAUCUAGUUCCCUAGGUUAUAGUGUACAAUGUACUUUAUGUGUACAAUUACGUUUGUAAACGUGAAUAUUGACACCGAUGUGAUCUCACACGCUUACAAAUAUAUUGUAAUACCAAAAAAGGUUUUAUAUAGAGAUCGAAAUUUUGACUUUAUAAGUUUCGCUGGCUUCUCUCGUAUUGUUUUAUUAUCUUUAUAUCUUUAUUAGCUUUAUUAUCUUUAACAUAACUAUAUCCGUGAUAUAUUCUACCUCUCGCAUUCUUUCUAUCUAUAAUCUAAAAAAAUAAAAUAAACAUGCGUUCUGAAAAUUAAUAAUUUCAAUAACAAUUUGUCAAGUAUGCAAUCAUAACAUAAGUCACAUAAUUGUCGCAGUGUUCAGCGGAACAUUUUGUUAUUGAAAUUAUUAAUUUUUUAAAGAGAUAUAUAUAUAUUGUUACUCUUCAUGAAAGUCAUAACACGUGCCUUAACAAAUCAGUUUUUAUAUUUUAUAAUAUAUGUAUAAAAAAAGAGGUAGCUUAUAAUACAUAUAAGUAUAAGAGAGUUAUACCAAUAUAGAAGGGAUGGCCAUGCGUAGAUUAUUUAGAUUCCGUACACUUUUGCAAGAGAUUUGAAAUCUGUAUAUGAAACAUAGGACUCUCUGCCGAUAUUAGCACUUCGAUUGAAACAUGAAAGUGAUUGUUUGAUUUUAAUGUUCUUUUUCGAGCGGUGAUAUUAAUUUGAAUACCUUGUAGCGUUACAAGAUAUAUAUAAAUUUUAUGUGUGUAUGAGUUAUCGACUUUAUGUUAAUGUUUUGUUUGUAAAAAUGUAUCCCUUGCGUGAAUACUUUUGCUUCUUCACCAUAGGUCCUUAACCCAAUCGUGAUUAAUAUUUUAUCUAUUCCAUUCACCUCCCUCUUCUCUCUCUACCCCGUACAUCCAUUGAUAUCAAGAUUAUCUAUUCUCAAUUUUGAACAUCGUACAUGCUAUUAUUGCCAUAUUUGAAAGAAACGCGGAAAAAAAGAAAAAACUGUCUUCCAUGAACUGUCAAAUCGAAACGAAUAAGUCAACAUAUCUUGUCUAAUGUUCCUUUUGAAUAUGACAAUAAUAACGUACGAUGUAGAGAAUUGAGAAUUAGAUCAUUUCUAUACAUUUUUAUAAGAAGGGAGUAGGUGAGUGGAAUAAAUAAAAUGUUUUAUUUAUUCCACCCCUCUUCCUUUUACCCCGUUCAUCUAUUGAUAUAAAAACGAUCUAUUAUCAAUUCUGUACAUCGUACGCUCUAUUAUUGCCAUCUUCAAAAGGAACAUUAGACACAAGAUGUUAGUUUCAACACGAUAUUGUCAAGGUCGUCGAAAAAAAAAAAUGUUCUGCGAAAACUGCUUUCUCGUGUUUAUAUAUUAACUUGACUUAUCCUUUUUGAUUUGACAGUUCGUGGAAGACACUGGUUUCUUUUUUCCGUAUUCCUUUCGAAUCUGACAAUAAUAGCGCGUACAAUGUACAGAAUUGAGAAUAAAUUGUUUUUAUAAUGGAUGUACGAGAUAAAGAGAAACAAGGGAGUCAAUGGAAUAGAUAAAAUAUUAAAUACAAUUUAUUAUGGAUCAGAACUUAUGGUGAUUGAUAGCAUAAAAUAAAUAAAUAUACGUAUAAAUAUUGAAUAAGUAUGUGUACAAAAAUUAGCUUUAUAUUAAAUGUUAAUUAUUAAUUCACAGUAAUUCACGUGAGAUUUUUUAAAAUCUUUAAAAAUAUUAAAGUAGGCCAUUGCCGAAAGAAUUAUGAAAUCAUUUUAUGUGUGUAUUAUACACAUCGCAAGUCACGCAAUGUUUAACGACUUAUUUUCUAUCUAUUUAUAAGGAUCCACAAAGUAUUAUAAAAAUUUCUGAUAAGCUUUAUUGUGUAUAACGUGUUACUAUGAAUAAAACUUAAUAAAAAAAAAACAAUAGAAAGACGCACAUUUUAUUCAAAGUGCAUAUAUCUCUGAAUCAAAUUAAGCAUAAUACAAUUUUUGUACAAAUAUACGUUUAAAUAUAUAUUAAUAUGCAAAAAUAAUAAUUGGUACGAUGUUUAGCGAGAUGAUUAUUAUAACAACAGCGGUUGUUUUGCAAAGGUAACGAUAUGUAUAAGAAUAUAAUCUUAAAAUACAAACGACUACGAACAGAAAGGGCGUGUCCAGAAUGCAAAAGAUUAAUUCCGAAUAGGCGGAGAUUUAAUACAACACAAUAGGGGAAAAAAGAGGGAUACAUGGAGAAUAAAAAUCCAAAAGGUUUUAUCGCGCGGACACGCGCCGUUUUAAAUAAGUACAACAAAAAUUUUCUUGGGUUCUGCAUAAGAUUUAAUCUGCAGAUUCCAACAUUCAUAAGCGGGAAUGCAUAAUCGGGUGAACCUCGAUUAACAUCAAAGGUGAUAAUUGUGGCAAAAUAAAUAUUUAUACAAUUCUGUAAAACGUGCAACUGGACAUGCUAAAUUUUACCUGUUCGAAUUGAAUUAUGUUAACACAAGGAUUUGAGAAAAAUAAGACUAUUUCAAUUCACAAAGGCUCGUAUUCAGAAUGCGUUCAUAAAGAUAACUUAAUCGCUACUGCACGGAUUAUUGUAAUGUCAUCUCGUGUCUUACUAUGAAUCAGUCUAGUAUAUUAUGACGACACAAUGUAGCAACUGCGUAAUUCUAAACUUUGGUUGUGUAUUUGGUUAAAGUAGAGAUGCGCAUCUUACGAAAGUAUGUGCUUAUUUACACUAUUAAACAAUAGACCUCGUAAUACAUGUAAUAAGAAUAUGUUUUAGGAACAUAGCACGCUCUUAUAAGUCUUCAUUUAGUAGAAACGCAAUAUAUGUAUAUAAUAUAUAUGUAUAAAAGGAUAAUUUUCAUCACUUUAUUG